This is a messenger RNA of Coregonus sp. 'balchen', 3970 nucleotides long. Lineage: Eukaryota; Metazoa; Chordata; Actinopteri; Salmoniformes; Salmonidae. The record is from the annotation of a GenBank genome assembly.
CCUGUGUUUCUGGGGAUGCGCUGUUGUGCUUGUUUAUCUCAGCAGCAAACCCUGCAGUGUUCUCCAUCCAAAAUGGCUGCGGAGGAGGAGAGCAAUAGCAGAGCUCCAUGUCUCAAUUUCUCCAGUCCCGGACCUCUAGGUAAUGCUCAGCCGAGCAACAACGCCCAUUCCUCGCCCGCUACAAACGAGGGGUCAGCGGGUGCAACUGGAGGAGCACCACGGACAGCGGGACACUCAAACCCUCAACCAGGCCGUGACAGUGGCGCCGAUGUCAGAGUAGAGACUUCCCCGAAUAGGCAACACACUACGCCACAGUCAGCGGGUCAGAGUGCCACGGCUGCCCGGGAACCGACAGCCGCAGGGGGAGCGUCAGGAGCUGCGACAAACAUGACAGCCUCGACAGCAGCCUCCGUGGAGCCCCCGAACAUCCCAUCCUCACUUCCCAGUAGCCCCGCAUCUGCGGCCGUAUUGGUUUAUCGGGAGCCAGUGUACAACUGGCAGGCCACAAAAAACACCGUGAAAGAAAGGUUUGCGUUUCUGUUCAACAACGAGGUGCUGAGUGACGUGCAUUUUCUGGUGGGGAAGGGAAUGGGAGUGCAGCGGAUACCAGCACACAGGUAAGCGAUGCAUGAUUGUUGAAAUAUGCUUAUUUCAGUUUUGCUCGUUUACAAACCAUUCAAUCUUUGCCUAUUCAUGCUUAUGUAUUCGAUUCACCACCAGUUGCCUACAUGGCCUAAUAUAAAUGUUCUGCAGUGCCUAUGAUGACAAUUGUGCUAUAGUGGGUGAGGUCGAGUGUAGGCUAGGCUUCCUCUGUUUGUAGUGAUAUAUCCAUAUGUGCGCAUGACCAUUGUAUGUUGGCAAAUCAUUGUAGAGGGUACGUACAUCAAUGCAACUCCUGGGCUAAUGACUGACCAGGAAGACUACAGUUAUAAACACAAAUUAUCCAAUACAUUAAUAUAUCCCUCAUAUUAAUCACGACCCUCUUUUUCUCGGCAGAUUUGCCCUUGCCGUAGGAAGUGCAGUAUUCGAUGCCAUGUUCAAUGGCGGUAUGGCCACCACCUCGACUGAGAUCGAGCUGCCUGACGUGGAGCCGGCUGCAUUCCUUGCCCUGCUCAAGUAAGAUUAUAGAGAAGACAUAUCUGGCACACCCAUUUGACUGUAAAGUAGCAACUACCCAGUUUACUCCUUUUGAUGUCCUUAAGAAGGAGCCAAUUUAGGGGGUCCAUUUGCGUCUUCAAGGUUAAAUUCUAAAUGUAGUGAAAUUGCCUUUUUUGAAUUAACAAAUUCCCUAAAAUAGUAUUGACAUUUUAAUAAUGUCUUCAAAUUGAUACUGUAACUACACUACGAGGUAUGUAUGGGUUGUCUGACUGUGCAAACUGUUGCGAAUCCAGGUUCUUGUACUCAGAUGAGGUGCAGAUAGGACCUGAGACUGUGAUGACCACACUGUACACAGCCAAGAAGUAUGCAGUGCCAGCCCUAGAGGCCCACUGUGUGGAGUUCCUCAAGAAGAAUCUACGUGCUGACAAUGCAUUUAUGCUGCUCACUCAGGUAGCUAGCUCACAGUUGCACUGCUGCUUGUAAUGUAUGGCCACAUCUCAAAUUAAUAUCUCUAUUCCCUAUACAGUGACAUGGGAAAUAGUUUGUCAUUUAGACCUAUACAUGCCAGCAUGGCCCGAUAAUAUUUUUGGUAUAUUAGAUUGUUCUGGCAGUUCUCACAUAGAAACUUAAUUGGGAGGAAGAAUGUUUGAUAUGCUUUUUACAUUUGUAACACAACCAUUUUCUUUUUUGAAAAUCAUGAUGAAAGUGGCAAUUUUAGGCCCUUUUUCGACCUAUACAUGCCCCCUGUAAGACCCAAUGAUCAGUGAACCGUACAUGAUACAGACAACACCUUGGUGUCAUUAUACUCCUAGUGCUCUAAAAUAUGGAGGCAUGCUGUCAUGGAAUCGCCCCAUUGGCUAGGAUGGGAUAUAGGGAAAAGGGUGUCAUUGGAAAUGGAGACUUGUAAUAACAUGGUUAUUACAAAUGAUAAGACUGUGAAAACCCCGUAUUUCUAGAUAGUCACUAGGUAUGGAUAUUAGAAUAGAGCAAGCGGUUGAUAACAGCAUGAUUGCUGCAAGCUGUUUGCUAACACCGGUUGUUUGUUUCAGGCGCGGCUCUUUGACGAACCUCAGCUGGCCAGCCUCUGUCUGGAGAACAUCGACAAGAACACAGUGGAUGCACUCGCUGCCGAGGGCUUCACUGAUAUUGACCUAGGUAAAGCUCAUUAUGCUCCCUCUGUCUGUCUAUCACACACACUAGGGAAAGGGGCAUAGGAGAUUGUCUUCAGACAAAGGACAUGUUCUGAGCAUGAUGUGAGAUCUUGUCUCCUGUAGACACGCUGGUGGCGGUGCUGGAGAGGGAUAAUCUGGGGUUGCGGGAGGUGCGUCUGUUUGGGGCAGCGGUGCGCUGGGCGGAGGCAGAGACCCAGAGGCAGCAGUACCAGCCCACUCCAGAGAACAAGCGCAAAGUGCUGGGCAAAGCCCUGGUCCUUAUCCGCUUCCCUCUCAUGACCAUCGAGGAAUUUGCUGCAGGUAGCUCACACCACUGUGGUUGUUUUCUGUCCUGACACCGUCUGUCUAUUGAGUGCAAAGUUACACGCUAUGAAAGGCACUAAACAUUUGGUAGCAACAUACUUGGCAACCAGACCCAGUGGACACAAGCUAAACCGAACCGUGAAAUUUAGUCACUUUUCCAGAUUGGGAUUUGAGUAUUUUGUGUCUAUGUACGUAUAUGACUAUUUCUACUUAACAGGUCCAGCCCAGUCUGGUAUUCUUAGUGACCAGGAGGUGGUGAGCCUGUUCCUUCACUUCACGGUGAACCCCAAGCCUCACGUGGAGUUCAUCGACCGGCCUCGCUGCUGCCUGCGGGGGAAGGAGUGCAGCAUCACACGCUUCGGACAGGUGGAGAGCCGCUGGGGCUACAGUGGGACCAGUGACUGCAUCCGGUUAGUACACACACACCAAUGACUACAUACCUGACUUGGGCAGGAGCUCACUGGAGCUGAGCACCGGGCACCUCAAAUGUUCUAGUGCUUGAGCUCCUGUUCCUCUUAUAGAACAUCAGCUCAAAAGUAUUGUGGAGCUCCUGCACCUAAAUAUAAACAGUACCGGCACCCAAAUUGAGUACCGGCCCCUAUUUCAGACCAAGUCAAGCACUGCAUACAUAGUAUCUCAAUUCAGUAAAGGUUAACCUUCCAUAUCCUUUUCUGCCUCUCCUAGGUUUUCAGUGAAUCGGAGGAUAUUUGUGGUGGGAUUUGGCCUGUAUGGUUCGAUACAUGGUCCUACAGACUACCAAGUCAAUAUACAGGUAAAGAGGAAUAUCAUCUACUAGUUACAGUGGGUGCUGCGUAGAGAAACAUACUCGGGUAGUUCAUGUUACUGUGAAAUAUCAUUUGUUACGAAUUAUUUACCUGGUUAAAUAAAGGUCAAGUAAAUAAAUACUGACCAAUGCCGUUGGUCUCCCUCUCCAAGAUCAUUCACACAGACAGCAACACUGUCCUGGGUCAGAACGACACAGGCUUCAGCUGCGACGGUUCCUCCAACACAUUCCGGGUCAUGUUUAAGGAACCAGUGGAGAUCCUGCCCAGUGUCAACUACAUCGCGUGUGCCACCCUCAAGGUACAGCACCACCAUUUACAUAACUUUUUUAAAACAAAAAAUGCUGUACAUUGUAACCGAUCAGUCUUCAAGUACAUAUUGAAUACACUAAGGAAGCAUUUUUAAAUCCUCCAUUGAGAUACAGCUACACCACAAUUAUCCAUGCCUUUCAGGGACCAGACUCUCACUAUGGCACCAAAGGCAUGCGUAAAGUGACCCACGAAGCCCCAGCCACCGGCACCAAGACCUGCUUCACCUUCUGCUAUGCUGCAGGAAACAACAAUGGCACUUCAGUAGAGGACGGACAGAUCCCUGAGGUCAUCUUCUACACAUAA